AUGUCCGACAUCACUCAAGAUACGUUGUUGCAGCGUCUUUCAGAAUUUUUGACCAUAUAUGGUCCUCUCCCAGCGGAUAUAGACUUCGGUGAUGAACUUACCGAGGCCCAUAAUCUCAUUGCUGAAUGUUUGGAGGCUUUCACCAAGCCUUCCGAAAUCCCCGAACCCGUUAUCAACACGGCUCAAGAAGAGGUCAUUAUCGAUCUCACCAAGGAACUCGAAGCAGCUGACGAAAAGGCUGCCGAUCUAUUGCAAACCUUGUCCGAAUGCCAGGAAGACUUUACCGAGACUAUCCAGGGCCGCGAUGAAGUUAUCGUUGCUCUCAAGGGCGAGCUCGAAGAAUCAAAGGCCGAAGAAGAAGAACUUCGGUAUCGUCUCGCCCUACACCAGGAAAGUCUCGCCAUUGCCGACGAGAACCUCGCCGAUGCUGAAGACGAAAUUCUUCACAUCAUCUCUGCUGCAAAAGCCUGGGAAGCCCAAGCCAAUGCCACUAUUGCCGGUCUUCGUUCUCGUAUCUCCGUCUCUGCCGCUACAGUUAAACCUCGCCAUGUCUCCAAGUCUCGCUAUCUGUCCCCUCGCUCUCAGGAUCCCCGUACCAUUA
Messenger RNA from Morchella sextelata, 601 nucleotides. RefSeq lists its product as uncharacterized. NCBI's taxonomy places the organism in Eukaryota, Fungi, Ascomycota, Pezizomycetes, Pezizales, Morchellaceae. The annotation marks the transcript as partial. The record is from RefSeq and is a predicted model, not a curated record. The transcript has a single exon.